AUGAUAGAAGAGGCGUGGUGGUAUUAUAUUGAUGUUUACCGAUUAUUAUAUCCUGAGUUACCUCGUCUUGAAUUUAUUGAUUUUGUAAAACAGAUAGCUUUUUGUGUACCAACACAAAGUUCAUUACAAAAUGAAUUAAAUACAACAUCACCAGACAUACUUUUAAAUGACUUUAAUAACUUUAAAUCAACUAUUCCAUGUUAUGGAGCAAUAUUAAUGGAUGAAGACCUUCAACAUGUUCUUGCAGUUCAAGCAUUUAGAACAACUCGUUGGGGAUUUCCAAAAGGAAAAAUGAAAAUUAAAGAAGACCCAGUAGUUUGUGCUGUAAGAGAAGUAGAAGAAGAAAUUGGAUUUAAUGUACUUCCCUUUUUAGUCAAAGAAAAUCCAAUUGAGAUUAUUAUGGGAAAGAAAAAAGUUACUUAUUUCUUUUGUCACCACAUUCCAUUAACAACACCAUUUCAACCAAAAACUAGAAUGGAAAUUCACAAAAUUGCAUGGCUUGAUAUCGAUGAUAUUACUAGAGAAGUCAUUGCUAAAAAUCCAGACUUUAAUUUUUUUAAUCAACAGAUGAUAAAUGCUAUGUUAACAUUUGUAGCUCAUCAAAAAGGUAUUGAACCUAAAUUAUUAGUUCUUGAUACUCCUUGUAAUUCUUCUUAUUUAUCUGAAAAUUCUUUUGGAAUGGAGUAUUUCUCAAAGUUAUAUACUAACGCUUUUAAAACUGGUUCACUACAUCGUUAA
This is a messenger RNA of Entamoeba dispar SAW760, 738 nucleotides long. RefSeq lists its product as uncharacterized. The coding region runs from base 1 to 738 and encodes 245 amino acids. The transcript has a single exon. Gene Ontology annotation, biological process: nuclear-transcribed mRNA catabolic process, nonsense-mediated decay; deadenylation-dependent decapping of nuclear-transcribed mRNA. The record is from RefSeq and is a predicted model, not a curated record. Gene Ontology annotation, molecular function: 5'-(N(7)-methylguanosine 5'-triphospho)-[mRNA] hydrolase activity; RNA binding; manganese ion binding. Lineage: Eukaryota; Evosea; Mastigamoebida; Endamoebidae. Gene Ontology annotation, cellular component: P-body; cytoplasm.